Molecule: messenger RNA, 630 nt
Organism: Spea bombifrons (plains spadefoot toad)
Lineage: Eukaryota; Metazoa; Chordata; Amphibia; Anura; Pelobatidae
Gene: CZIB
Product: CXXC motif containing zinc binding protein
Exons: 8
Coding region: 105-587 (160 amino acids)
Molecular function (GO): zinc ion binding
Source: RefSeq, a predicted model, not a curated record
CCCUGCUCGUCGUGCCCUGGUCUGAUGCGUUGUUGAUCACGUGACCUUACGUUGCGCGUGCCGAAGCUGCACGCCAGGCAGCAAAGGAGGCGCGCCCUGACGUCAUGGUGAAGUUUGCUCUACAGUUGAAGGCCUCUUUGGAGAAUAUUACUCGGCUUCGGCCGCUUGGCGAUGAUUUCCGUUGGUUCUUGAAGCUAAAAUGUGGAAACUGCGGAGAAGUUCCAGACAAGUGGCAAUACAUCACGCUGCUGGACAGUGUACCCCUAAAGGGAGGCAGAGGCAGCGCCAGCAUGGUGCAGAAAUGCAAGUUAUGCUCCCGAGAAAAUUCCAUCGAUAUUUUGCAGCCUUCCCUGCAGCCAUACAAUGCUGAAGAUAGUGACACUUUUAAAACAAUUGUAGAAUUUGAGUGCCGGGGUAUGGAACCUGUUGACUUUCAGCCUCAGGCUGGAUUUGCUGCUGAGGGUGCAGAAACUGGGACUCCCUUUAAUGAAAUUAAUUUGCAGGAGAAGGACUGGACUGAUUAUGAUGAAAAGGCGAAAGAAUCUGUGGGAAUCUACGAAGUGACGCAUCAAUUUAAAAAAUGCUAAACAGUCGUCAGUGCCAAUAAAUACAGAAUAUUUAUAUACUACA